This is a messenger RNA of Herpailurus yagouaroundi (jaguarundi), 3428 nucleotides long. RefSeq names its product butyrophilin like 9 (gene BTNL9). Lineage: Eukaryota; Metazoa; Chordata; Mammalia; Carnivora; Felidae. Gene Ontology annotation, cellular component: external side of plasma membrane. The transcript is spliced from 11 exons. The coding region runs from base 188 to 1810 and encodes 540 amino acids. Gene Ontology annotation, molecular function: signaling receptor binding. Gene Ontology annotation, biological process: regulation of cytokine production; T cell receptor signaling pathway. The record is from RefSeq and is a predicted model, not a curated record.
AAUUCUGUCACAGAUGAGUUGGUCCCCUGAACUUAGCUACCAGCUCAUGUCCAGGGGACCUUAGUAUCUGAGACCAAGACAUUUUACUACAGUCAUGUCUUUUGCAGGGAGCUAAGAUCACCAGGAAUCAUCUGCCAUUCCAGACCCCUUGCUGCUUCCUGCCAGGUGGCCCCACUGCCAAGAAGAAAUGGUGGAUUUCCCAGUCUUGCCAGACUUCUCCCAGCAAGUACCUCUGUCCAACAAUCUCUUCUUAUUCACACAUCUCCUUCUUCUUCUUUGGCCUGGAGAGAUGAACUCAGAGGAGGUCAGUGUGGUAGGCCCUGGGGAAUCCAUCCUGGCACUUGUGGGGGAAGAAGUGGAGUUCUCAUGCCACUUGUCACCAUACCUGGAUGCUGAGGAUAUGGAGAUCCGCUGGUUCCGGAGUCGGACCUCUGAAGUGGUCCACCUGUACCAGGGGCGGCAGGAGCUCUAUAGCCAGCAGAUGAUGCAGUUCCAGAACAGGACCAAACUCUUCAAAGAUGAUAUCAUGGAUGGUAGUGUGAACCUGCAACUCCUUGGCAUCAUUCCUGCUGAUGAGGGCCUGUAUGGGUGCCGUUUCCUCUCCAGCAACUUCUCUAGGGAAGCAGUCUGGGAGCUGGAGGUAGCAGGGAUGGGCUCAGACCCUCACAUCUCCCUUGAGGGCUUCAAGGAGGGAGGCAUUCAGCUGAAGUGCAGUUCCAGUGGCUGGUACCCCAAGCCCCAGGCUCAGUGGAAAGAUCAUAAAGGACAGUGCCUGCCUCCAAAGAUGGAAGCCAUAGUCCAGGAUUCCAAGGGCCUGUUCAAUCUGGAAACAUCUGUGAUUGUUCAAGGGGGUGCCCAUAGUAAUGUGUCCUGCUCCAUCCAGAACUCUCUCCUGAUACAGAAGAAAGAGUUCACCAUCCAGAUAGCAGAUGCAUUUUUACCCGGAACCUCACCCUGGAAGAGAGCUUUCCUUGGGUCUCUGGUGGGACUGCCAUUCCUCCUGGCUUUUCUCUUGACGCUGGCGCUGUACUUCUUUCAGAAGCAACGUAGGUCCCAAGAAAAGUUGAAGGAGCAGGCUGAGAAGGACAAAGGGAGACUCACAGAAGAGCUGGGGAAGCUUCAGACAGAGCUUGACUGGAGAAGGGCUGAAGGCCAGGCUGAAUGGAGAGCAGCCCAACAGUAUGCAGUGCAUGUAACCCUUGAUCCGGCCUCGGCGCACCGCAGCCUGGAGGUCUCCGAGGAUGGCAAGAGCGUGUCCUCUUGCGCAGCAGUGUCCGGCUCUGUGGCGGGGGACCAGCAGCGGUUCUCUGAGCAGACGUGCGUGCUGAGCUGUGAGCGCUUCUCAGCUGGCCGACACUACUGGGAAGUGUAUGUGGGACGGCGCAGCCGCUGGUUCCUGGGUGUGUGUCUGGCUGCAGUUCCCCGCUUGGGGCCAGUGCGCCUAAGCCCGGCCAGCGGUUACUGGGUGAUGGGGCUGUGGAACCACUGUGAGUACUUCGUCCUGGACCCACACCGCAUCCCGCUCACCCUGCGCGUGCCGCCCCGGCGUGUGGGCAUCUUCCUGGACUGGGAGGCAGGAAAACUGUCCUUCUUCAACGUGUCCGACGGCACCCACAUCUUCACCUUUACCGACACCUUCUCAGGCACGCUCUGUGCGUAUUUCAGGCCCAGAGCUCACGACGGUGGUGAACACCCGGAUCCCCUAACCAUCUGUCCAUUGCCUAUUAGGGGGACACAAGACCUGGAAGAGGAUGACCGUGACACCUGGUUACAGCCCUAUGAGCCCACAGAUCCCACCCUGGGCCUAUAGUGAGGCACUCUUUUGCCUGCGGGUCUGGGUCUUUGGCGGCUUCCUGGAUACUUUUUGCUCUCCCGCUUCUACGGAGGAAGCAUCACAAAAAUGUCAGCAAAGGCUAAAGAGCACAGCAGAAAGGGAACAAAAAGAGGAACCUUUGCUUAUAUGUGUGUGUAUACACAUAUAUACAUAUAAAUACACACACACACACACACACACACACACGAUUUUCUUUAAGAAAAAUAGGGAAUUCCAAAGCUUGUUUGUGUGGAUGGUAAGAAAAAGCAAAUGAAUAACAAUAAAUUCAUGCUGUCAUUAGCCAUAGUAUGCACUGUGGAAGACCAGAAAGAAACUGGAAUGGAGGAAAGAUGGAGGUAAAUCUUACUGGACUGGAUAAGAAGUAUCGGUUAGCUUGUAUAUUUCUUAUACUUUUUGUAUAUGUUUUCUAGUUCUAAAAUGUCUAGAAGCAAUGACACUUCAUAAGCAAUGAGUUCACUUAGGGCUUAGAUCCAGUGUUAAAUGGCACUUCUCACUGAAAUGAACUUGGAGAAAUGGCUGAUUCCAGGGUUGGAGCAGAGAAAGUACAGGUGAAUCUGGAACAUUGUGUAUUCAAAUGUGCUCAGAAACUGAUGGGGACGUAGGAACUAGGAUGAAGAGGCUCCACUAGCCAGUUAUGAGACAGCUUGAACAUUAUAAUGAAUAAUGACAAGAAUUGAUCAACAAGGAAUUGAGCAAAUAAGAAAAUUCCCUAAGUGUGCCGAGAGGUUUCUCAGUCAGAAAAUAAAUAAAAAAAUGCAGAAAAAGGAAAGAAGAAAAUGAAAGGUAACUCUAUGAACUCACUUUUUUUUUUAUAUGUACAGAUAUGUGGAGCACACACACAUGUGAUAGGUAUAGGUAGAUAGGUAUGUAGGUAGGUAGAUAGAUGUGUGUCUGCAUGCAUAUGGUUCCUAGCUCUGUCAGUUUUGACAGCUUAGAAACAAUAACACACCUAGCACCCAGAAUUUAGCUUUUAGUACUGUUUUCCACAAAAGGAAUGAAGGUUCCUUUGAGAAAUGGUGGACUCCAGGGCUGAGGCGGGGAAAACACAAAAUAGGUGUGAUAUUAUGAUUAAUAAGUAUAUAUUUGCUCUUCCACCUAUACUCUCACACAGAGCUCUUGAAACCCUUAGAAUUUCCUAAAUGGUAAGAGCUAUUAGGGUGGCUUUUGGUAUUCAUAACAAGCACCUUUCAACCAUACCUUAUUUAUGUUAAUGAUAUGUCUUUUGGAAAGCCCCCUAAGGAUGGGGCUGGUUAUCAGAGGAACCAAGUAUGUGAUUAAAAGGUUAAAACUUAGACCCAUCUCCCAACCUCCACUUCCAAACUCAGUGAAGACAGGCUGGAGAUUAAGUGCAAUCACCAGUAUUGCCAAUGACUUAAUCAACAGAAUAUAUGUAAUGAAACCUACAUAAAACUCAAAAGGACCAGGUUCAUAGAGCUUCCAGGUUGGUGAACUCUUGAAGAGGGGGAGAGAGUGGUGCACCCAGAAAGCAUGGAAGCCUCACACUUUACCCCAUUCCUUGUUUUUUGCAUCUUUCCAUUUGGCUGUUCCUGGGUUAUAAUAAACCAGCAAUCUAGUAAAUAAACUGUUUUCCUGA